Camelina sativa (false flax) is the source of this 1853-nucleotide messenger RNA. NCBI's taxonomy places the organism in Eukaryota, Viridiplantae, Streptophyta, Magnoliopsida, Brassicales, Brassicaceae. The record is from RefSeq and is a predicted model, not a curated record.
UUACCUCUGAUGUUGGAAAACAACUUGUUGAUCUUGUAGGUAACAGAUUGACGACGAUCUGGUUUGCGUAGCUCUCAAGAUAUAUCCGACGACUUCGUUUGUAUUCAAUGGUUUCUUCAGAAGAGAAGCACAAUGAGUGAGAAGACCCGGACCCUAGUUCCUUCGAACCUGCCGAUAUAGUUUUCGGGUUUUCAUCAUCAUCCCACGCAGUUGAGAAAACUAAGUUCGAUAAUGUUCUCUCCAUUCUCUUAUGUUCUAUCUAAGUAUUCUCAAAAAUUUCAAUGUAAGAAGAGAUUAUGGAUCAAUUCGUUAUGUAUGUAAUUGAUGUAUAUAUAUAUAUAUAUAUAUAGUUAGAGUCGGCUAUUUUAGUAUAUCUCUUAAUAUGAUUAGGAUUUGUAAAUAAUUAUAAAGAUAUUUACAUUUAUUUUAUCUUUCAUCAAGGAAAAAGGAUUUGUAAAUACGUAUAUAAUUUAACAAAAACCAAAAAACGAAACAAGUUUCAAUCUUUUUUGGUUUAGAUAAUAUGUGUGACUUUGUGGAUCACUACGCAGUUCUAGGGUUACCUCCUUAUGGAGAAGAUGGUGAUGGUGUGAAGAUCGGUAAGGAACAGAUUCGAAAAGCGUAUUUGGGUAAGGCAUUGAAAUUACAUCCUGAUAAAAACCCUGAUGAUCCUAACAACGCUCACGAGGAAUUUCGUAAGCUCAAGAAUUCUUAUGAUAUUCUCAUAGAUCCCAAAUCUAAAGAAUUGUUUGAUAAUCUUCUCAGGGCCAAGUUCGAGAGGCAAAAACAUAAGAGAAAGUCUCGUGAAGAUGAGGAAUUUUGGAACAACAUUCCGGAAGAAAAAGAAAAGGAACAAAAACCUAAGAGAAGAACUCAAGGGGAUCCCGAGUUUUGGAAGAAGGUUCUAGAAGAAGAAGAUGAAGAAGAAGAAACACAUCAACCAUCUGCCUCGGAUGAGUCUGAUCAUGAGAAGGAAACGCUUCGAAAUCUUUAUAAGAAGGUAAAGGAGAUACGUAUAGCACACGCAAAGAAACGUGAGAGUCUUGGAAGAUUUGUUAAUAAUAUACCAAAGGCUAAACCUAGACAUUUAUUUCGUAGAAAAUUUUCAAUGGAUGGGUUCGUGCCAUACGAAGCCAGAGUGUUACGUCGAGUAAAGGAGGCCGCCGAGAAUCAUAAAUGAUCUUCUUUCUCACAACCGGGAUUAGUCUGAUAAUUUGUUAGUCUUUUUGUUUUGGUUGCUUUGGUUAAUUAGAAGAAAGGGAAAAAAAAAAAAAGCGAUUUGGAUUACACACCAAACGCUUGCUCAGGAAAACGUACAGAUUUUAAACACAAAAGUAAUGUGAAACGAGGUGAUUUUAACCGUGUUUUCAACCAAAAUACCCGUUCUUUUAUUCAUGUUUUCGUGUGAAUAAUAAGACAAGAUAUCAGUUUCACCGCAUCGGCUUCCGUUACUAAGAUCAGGAUCAGUCGCUACUCGGAAGUCAGCCGACCAACGACACCAAGCAAGAGCAGAUUCAAUACCAAAAGUUGUUUGUUUCAUCAAUUUAUCUCUUCUUGAUUCUUCUUCUUUUACAUUUUUCCAGUAUCCAUCAGAACCAAAAAGGUCGGCUUCGGUCCGGGUGGCAUUCGAGAAAGAAAACCGGAAAGAAACAGAGCAGCAGCAAACUAGCAAGAGCAAACGACUACUCAAGGCGUUGCUUAGCCGACGCAAAACCAAGAAAGACGACACUCUCUACUCUACAGUUUCUUGGACGAAUACUGAUAUGCCAAUAUCGGUUCAUCUGUGGAAGCGCUUUACUAAACCGGAAAAUUGUGAAUUACAGUUUUCUUUUUAUACACUACAAAAUAUAGAG